Molecule: messenger RNA, 3015 nt
Organism: Parascedosporium putredinis
Lineage: Eukaryota; Fungi; Ascomycota; Sordariomycetes; Microascales; Microascaceae
Source: the annotation of a GenBank genome assembly
AUGGGGAAGAAAAAAGCCAACGUACCCCGCGAGGGUCACGUCUCGGGCCAAUCCAACGAUCCGCUGACCCAGCCCGCUCAUGCUCUCACCUUCCGCCAGGUCGAGGACGAGCUAAGGUCUAAUGCCCUCAGCGGCCUCGCUCCCGACGACGCCGCCGCCCGACUGGUGACUUUUGGGAGCAAUGAUCUUGGAGAGGCCGAGGGCGUCCAGCCCAUCCGCAUUAUCAUUGCCCAGGUUGCCAAUGCCAUGACAAUGGUUCUCAUCCUGGCCAUGGCCGUGUCUUACGGGUUCCAGUCGUGGAUCGAGGGCGGUGUCAUCACUUUUGUCAUUCUCUUGAACAUCGUCCUCCCCACCGGAAACGUUGUCCGAAACGGCCGCUCCCACGUCGUGCCUUCUGCCGAGAUUGUACCUGGAGAUCUUAUCGAGCUCAAGAUGGGUGAUACUGUACCCGCCGAUGUCAGACUUACCGAGGCCGUCAACUUUGAAACAGAUGAAGCUCUGCUCACCGGAGAAUCUCUCCCCGUUCGCAAGGACGAAGAACAGGUUUUCCCCGAGUACACUGGCCCGGGAGACCGCCUCAACGUCGCCUACAGCUCAUCCACCGUAACCAAGGGCCGGGCCAAGGGUAUCGUCUUCGCCACCGGCGUCUACACCGAAAUAGGAGCCAUCGCCUCGGCCCUGCGCAAGAAGGACUCCAAGGUCCGCCCGGUCAAGCGCGGGCCCGAUGGCCACGCCAAGCCCCAUCGCUACAUCGAAGCCUUCACCCUCACCAUCACUGACGCCGUCGGCCGGUUCCUCGGUGUGAACACGGGCACCCCGCUCCAGAAGAAGCUAUCGCGCCUGGCGAUGCUGCUCUUUGGCAUCGCCAUCCUCUGCGCCAUCAUCGUCCUCGCUGCCAACAAGUUCGACAGCAAGACCGAGGUCAUUAUCUACGCCGUCGCCACCGGCUUGUCCAUGAUCCCCGCCAGCCUUGUCGUCGUCCUGACCAUCACUAUGGCCGCCGGCACGAAGAGGAUGGUGGAACGUAAUGUCAUCGUGCGCAACCUCCGUUCCCUCGAGGCCCUCGGCGCCGUCACCGACAUCUGCUCCGACAAGACGGGCACCCUCACUCAGGGCAGGAUGCUUGCCCGCGGCGCCUGGAUCCCCUCCUUUGGCACCCUGACGGUCGAGAACUCGUCGUCUCCCUUCAACCCCGAGUCUGGUGACGGAAAGGCUUCGCUCAUUGAAUACCUUCGCGUCUGCUCCUUUGCCAACCUCGCCACCAUUGUGAACACGGACGGGGAAUGGAACGCCCGCGGCGACCCCACCGAAAUCGCCAUUCAGAUCCUGGCCUCCCGCUUCGGCUGGAACAGGCUCGACUUCACCUCGGGCGAGCACGCCGCGUGGACGGACCUGGUCGAGAUGCCGUUCGACUCCGAUGUCAAGCGCAUGUCCGUCGUCUUCCGCGAGAACAGCACCGGAAACUUGCAGGUCCUCACCAAGGGUGCCGUGGAGCGUGUGCUCGACGAGUGCGUCAACUACUGUACCGACGUGGCUGAUAGCGAGGCGCUCGCCCCCUUACCGAAGAGUAAGCCGUUCCGUGGCAUCAUCAAGAAGGGGGACGACGUGGAGCGCCAUACUAUCGAAUGCGACCUCACCUUCCGUGGCCUCGUCGGACUCUACGACCCUCCCCGCCCCGAGUCGGCGCCUGCGGUGCGGCAGUGCCAUGAGGCGGGCAUCUCGGUACACAUGCUCACGGGUGACCAUCCGGAGACGGCCAAGGCUAUCGCCAUCGAGGUGGGGAUUCUCCCUACUAGGAUGGAUCGCGUAGCUCAGGAUGUGGCUGCGGCAAUGGUUAUGACUGCGGCGCAGUUCGAUGCCCUCUCGGACGACGAAGUGGACAGGCUCCCCGUGCUUCCUUUGACUGGUGACGGAGUCAACGAUUCCCCCUCCCUUCGUCGCGCCGACGUGGGUAUCGCCAUGGGCCAAUCGGGCUCGGACGUGGCCAAGGACGCCUCGGAUAUUGUGCUUGCGGACGACAACUUUGCCUCCAUCGUGGCCGCCAUUGAGGAGGGCCGUCGAAUAUUUGACAACAUUCAGAAAUUCGUCCUGCACGUCCUCGCGGAGAACAUUGCGCAGGCCGGCACUUUGCUUGUGGGAUUGGCGUUCAAGGAUCAGAGCGGACUUUCCGUGUUUCCUCUUGCGCCUGUUCAGAUUGUCUGGAUUAUCAUGGCUACCUCUGGCAUGCCUGACAUGGGCCUCGGCUUCGAGCGCGCCGUCCCCGACAUCCUCCGCCGUCCCCCGCAGUCCCUCAAGACGGGCAUCUUCACGACCGAGUUCCUUAUCGACAUGGUAGUGUACGGCCUCUGGAUCACAGUCCUCUGUCUCGCGAGUUUCGUGCUAGUCGUGUACCGCUGGGGCGGCGGCAACCUCGGCCACAACUGCAACGAAUCCUACAACGAAACGUGCGAUGUGGUGUUCCGAGCACGCGCCACCACGUUUGCCUGCCUCACCUGGUUUGCGCUCUUCCUCGCGUGGGAAAUGGUGGACAUGCGCCGGUCCUUCUUCCGCAUGCAGCCCGGUUCGAAGCGCUACCUGACUCAGUGGAUGCACGACGUUUGGCGCAACCAAUUCCUCUUUUGGGCCAUUAUUGUCGGCUUCGUCACCCUCUUCCCCUUGCUCUACAUCCCCGUCAUCAACACCGUCGUGUUCAAGCACAAGGGCAUCUCGUGGGAGUGGAGUAUUGUUUUUGUCAGCGCCGCCCUCUUCUUUGGCGGCGUCGAGGCCUGGAAGUAUGCCAAGCGCGUCUACUUUCGCCGGCAGGCGGCCAAGCGGCGCGGCACGGACUGGAAGGACUUGGACACGGAGCAGAGAGUGUUUGGAGACUUCUUUAGCGGCGCGGCUCGGGACCAGGACCAGGAGCACGAUCGGGAACGCGAGAUCCCCUUGACUAUGGAACUGGACGGCGACGGCGGAGGAGGGGAGGGACGAGCAACGAAACUGGACUUGCACAGGUCGAGAAGAAGGCUGGGAUGA